UGAAUCUGUUAUUAGUAUUUAUAUCAGCGAAGGUCGUAGGAUCCAAGGAAGUAUCUUUUUCACUCUAAAGAGGUCGCACUGACUUGAAAUUGAGAUCCUGUGAAUUUAUGAGCAACAUGGAAACUUUUAGAGUCCAAAGUCCAAAUGUUCAGUACACCACAGACUACAUAGAAAGCAAGUAUACAUAUGAAACCACUCAAGUGGACUGUAGUUCAAAGGGUUCCUAUGUUGUCCGACCAGUUGAAACACAGUACACAUUCCGCACUGACAGACGAGUCCCAAAGGUUGGAUGCAUGUUGGUUGGUUGGGGUGGUAAUAACGGAUCCACGAUCACAGCAGCAGUGCUGGCAAACAAGUUGGGUUUGUCAUGGGACACAAAACAUGGCGUCAAGAAAGCAAACUAUGUUGGUUCUCUGACUCAGUCUUCCACUAUAUGCCUUGGCACAGGACCCAAUGGUGAUGUAUACAUACCACUGAAAGAUAUUCUUCCUAUGGUUCACCCUGAUGAUAUUAUUUUUGAUGGAUGGGACAUCUCAUCACUGAAUAUAGCUGAUGCAGCUGAAAGAGCACAAGUUUUAGAUUGUGGAUUACAGAGACAGUUGAGACCUUACCUGGAAAAAAUGAGGCCACGACGUUCCAUCUACUGCCCUGAUUUUAUCGCGGCAAAUCAAGUCGAUCGUGCCGACAAUGUUUUGUCUGGUAGCAAGCAGGGGAUGAUGGAACAGAUAAGGACAGACAUACGCGAUUUUAAGCAGAAGAAGAAUCUUGAUAAGGUUAUUGUCCUAUGGACAGCCAAUACCGAGAGAUUCUGCGAUGUCAGUGAAGGUCUGAAUGACACAGCUGAAAAUCUGUUGAUGUCUAUUGCAAAGAAUGAAGAGGAGGUUUCUCCAUCAACCAUCUUUGCUGUUGCAAGCAUCUUAGAGAAGUGCUCUUACAUUAAUGGUUCACCUCAAAACACAAAUGUUCCAGGAGUUGUGGAACUUGCAAAACAGCAUGGAACCUUUAUUGGGGGUGAUGACUUCAAAUCUGGACAGACGAAAAUGAAAUCUGUCCUUGUGGACUUUUUAGUCAGUGCUGGUUUGAAGCCAGUUUCUAUUGUCAGCUACAACCAUCUUGGAAAUAAUGAUGGAAAAAACCUCUCUGCACCUAAACAGUUCAGAUCAAAAGAGAUAUCCAAGAGCAAUGUUGUGGAUGAUAUGGUGGAAUCCAACCGCAUUCUAUAUGAGAAAGGAGAGAAGCCAGACCACUGUGUAGUCAUCAAAUACGUCCCAUAUGUGGGAGACAGCAAGCGUGCUAUGGAUGAGUACACAUCCGAAAUAUUCAUGCACGGCCAUAACACCAUCGUACUACAUAACACUUGUGAGGACUCUCUACUAGCGGCACCUAUCAUUUUGGACCUGGUUAUCCUGUGUGAGGUCUGUGAGCGAAUCAAGUUUAAAGUCGGAGAUGACCCAGAGUUCCAGUCGUUCAACCCAGUCCUCUCUCUCCUUAGUUACCUUCUUAAGGCUCCGUUAGUUCCCAGUGGUACCCCGGUCGUCAACGCCCUCUUCAAGCAGAGGAGCUGCAUCGAAAACAUUUUCAGGGCAUGCGUUGGGUUAAAACCCCAGAAUCACAUGACGCUGGAACACAAACUUUCAAGGGAAGUUCACCAACCGCUGGAGCAAAAUGGAGUCGCAGACAUCCACAAUCACCUGGAAAACGGAAUUAAAAAGAAUGGUUACGUCAACGGAGAAACAAAGGACUUGAAACACUUUCACAUGAAUGGAGAUAUAACGCAAGUGAAAGAAAUUAUGUGAAAUAAUCAGAUAAUAGUCGUCUUCAAUUAUCAUUUCCUGCAAAAUAUAUCUGCCUAAGCGAAGCUGAAAACCCUCGCCUGUCGAAACGAUUUCCACAGUAAGGAUAUCACAAACAGGCGCCAUUUUGAGUUGCCAAAAAAGCUACGUGUCCGGAUUCACGUUUGUUCUUGAUAACAGAACUUCAAAAUGCAAAGUUCAUGCUAUAAAAGACAAGAAUUAAGCUGUUUUUAAGAAGACGAAAACUAUGCUUUUGCCCCAGGAAAGUUGUUUUCAUGUUGAAAGAUAUUUUUCUUGUAAUUGCAUGUUCAAAUUAUUUUUGACGUCUUUUUUUUGUUUGUUUUUCAUCGAGUCAGAGGUUGAAAGCGCUUUGUGUGAUUGUCCAAGGGACAAAUUAUUUUAAUUGGAGGACAUACUUUUGCCCCACACUAAUUUGGCGACUGGAAUGGGUGGAAUGGAGUUAUAUUAUAGACAGUAUUAUUGUCACAUUAUAGCAUUAAAACAACAUGAGCCCUAACUUAAAAGAAUAUUUUAUGUAAGGAAAAUAAGUUAUGUUGGGAAAAUGUUUAAAGAGAUUUCAAUACUGUGUGCAGUCGAGUGUCAAAAAAAUAAAUUCAAUUUGUUAAAUAUUAUUGAAUAAAAACUCGAUCUGGUAUUCAAUAUAA
Stylophora pistillata is the source of this 2458-nucleotide messenger RNA. RefSeq names its product inositol-3-phosphate synthase. The record is from RefSeq and is a predicted model, not a curated record. Gene Ontology annotation, biological process: phospholipid biosynthetic process; inositol biosynthetic process. Gene Ontology annotation, molecular function: inositol-3-phosphate synthase activity. Lineage: Eukaryota; Metazoa; Cnidaria; Anthozoa; Scleractinia; Pocilloporidae.